AUGUCGGCAGAGAUUAAAUUUAUGUGGAAGGCACCGUGGCGUGCAAAAGUACCGGGGAAGGUUAAAAUCUGCGUCCGGAGGGUUUGUUUAGCUGCUUUGCCGACAAGAGUCAACUUAAAGAUAAGAAAAGUCCUUAUGGAUGAUGGUUGUGUCUUCUGUGGAAAUGAACCUGAAUCGGUUGAACAUGUUCUGUUGCAUUGUCCUCAUGCUAAAACUAUAUGGAGCUACAAUCGAUUGGGUUCGCAAGCUCUGCAACAAGGAGAGAUUGGAGUACAAGAUUGGUUGGAUCGUUUGGCUUCCAAUUUAUCACGGGAGAGCUUUGACUUAGUGCUUGUUCUGUUAUGGAACAUCUGGAAAGCUCGUAAUGAGCUGUUUUGGAAUGGUGUGGUAACGCCACCUCAGGAAAUUCCAAUUAAAGCAAGUACUUGGUUGCUAGAGUUUAAGAAAUGGAAUAUGGUGCAACCUAAGACUAAGUCUGACGGUGUGCAGAAAUGGAGGAAGCCGGAGGAAGGGUGGUUCAAAUGCAGUUUUGACGGUGUGUGGGAUGAACAUGGGAUGCCGUUGGGGAGUUUGUUGCUGCAGCGGCAGUAA
This is a messenger RNA of Malus domestica (apple), 591 nucleotides long. RefSeq lists its product as uncharacterized. NCBI's taxonomy places the organism in Eukaryota, Viridiplantae, Streptophyta, Magnoliopsida, Rosales, Rosaceae. The record is from RefSeq and is a predicted model, not a curated record.